AUGUUAACCAGUCUGACGUCUGUGUUGAAGUGUUUUCAUACUGGUAACCUAAUUGUUCAGUAUUGUUAGACAAUAUUAUUAUCACUUGUAGAUGAAAGUAUUUGAUUCAUGAGUAGAUAUCAAUUUUUAAAAAUAUUUUUCAAUCUACUAUUAUCGAAUUAUAAAAAUUUAGAAGUGUUAUAAGGAUUGUGAUAUAGGCUAUAAGAAGACUUAAAAUUCCUUGAACAAUUGUUUUUGCCACUCAAUUUCUUUCUUUAAAAUAUUAAUUAUUGUAUAGUGUUUUACUUGAGACUAAUAACAAGUUAUUUUUCAGUAAAAUGGUAAAACUCUAUGCACUAAACAUUUUAUAUAAAGGAGUUCAUAACGCAGUCUGGCUCAAGUCCUCAUAUGAUUUGUCAACUUUUGGAUUUUUCCAAAGAGGUAGUGUCCAAGAAUUUAUGGCUUUUGUUAGUAAAACAAUAGUUGAAAGAACUCAAACAGCUGCAAGACAGUCAGUUAAAGAAGGAGAAUACACAUGUCAUGUCUACGUAAGAGGUGACAACUUGGCUGGUGUUCUCUUGUCAGACCAUGAAUAUCCCCAUAGGGUUGCACAUACUCUCAUUACCAAAGUCCUGGAUGAGUUCUCCGCUAAAGUUCCCUCACAUGAAUGGCCAACAGCAAAUGAAGCUACUAUCUCUUUUCCCCAACUAAACGUGUACCUUGCAAAGUACCAAAAUCCAAGGGAAGCAGAUGCAAUGACCAAAAUUCAAGAUGAGCUAGAUGAGACUAAAAUUAUUUUGCAUAAUACUAUAGAAGCUGUUCUGGAAAGGGGAGAGAAGUUGGAUGACCUAGUGUCAAAGUCAGAAGGCUUGAGUCUACAGUCCAAAGCAUUUUAUAAGACAGCCCGCAAAACUAAUUCCUGCUGUAGUUAUGUAGGUUAAGUGUAAUGUUACUGUGUCUUAUUAUUUAUAGGUUCAUUAUUGCAUAUUGUUUGUAUUAAAUCAAAUGUAUAUUUUUAUAUUUUACAUGAUAUAUUAUCUAAAUACAUACUUUAAUUUCAUUAUUUAGUUGAUUAUGUUUCAGGAGUUAUUUUAAAUUCAUUUUAAAACAAAUUGUGAUUGGUUGGUUAAAAACUCAGUUUUAUAAAUUGAUUAAGUUACUGCUAAUAAUGUCUGAAAUAGCCUCCUUAUAAUUCCAUUUUAUUCUAAAUUCAUGUAAACUGUAAAGAUUUAUUUCUUAUUAAUUUUUUUCUUUUUCAUAUUUUAUUCAUAAAUUAUGCUAGAAAAAAAUCAAUUACCAUUAAAAGUGGGGCCUAUAAAUGUCAAAAACUCCUAAACUUUAUAUAGACUGAGUAAAAGGAACAGAGUUGACUGGGCUAAAUUUUAUAUUUAUAAUCGAUCAAACACCCUGUUUGAUAAUCAAUGCGAAUGCACAACUAUAUACAAUAACAGAAUGUUUUGGUGAGUAGCAACUCAGUUGCCUUACCAUAUGUGUACUCUCAAGGUGUAAAGAACUGCUAUGGUGAUUUGUAUUGAUAUUAUUUUAUUAAUAAUGUAAUGUAAUAAUUGAAGAGCUCAACAAUGCAUUCAGUAUACAAUUUUAGGAAAUUUAUCUCAACCCAUUAAAAAGGAAUAACUGUAAUCGCAGUAAAUUUGGUCAGAAAUUAAUAAGUGAAUUUGUAAAUAUUUAGUUAAUUUAGUUCACAACAAAAACAGCAAUAGGCUAAUCUAUAUAAAACAUGUAUUUAAAUAUAUUUACUAUGGAAAUAAACUGAAACGUUUAAAUUUAUGUAACAACAAAGAUUACAUUUUAGUGGCAAAAUACAUUGUUGUCUUUGAACAACACAAACAAAAUAUUUGAGCCCAUGCGUAAUAGUAUUCACGAAAAAGCAGUAACAUCUGUUGUAUAUAAUACAGUCAAAUACAAUAAUCUUGAUGUAAAAUAUGUCUUAUAGUAAAAAGGAAACUGUAUUGCUAUAUCUAUACAGUUAAAAACAAAUUUUACUCACUUUUGUUUGUAAAUGUAAACAAAGCGAAUAUAGCGAAGUAACUGUGUGGAUUAUGAAUACAAAAUAAAGCUAGAAUAUAAAUCGGUCUGAUUUCAGUCCUACCGUGGCCUCAUGAAUAAUGCUUAUUAGUCGAUGCCAAUGAAUUGAAGUUGUCUAAUAAAUGUGUGACUUAUAUUAUCAUGUUGCAGGCAUUGUAUUUAAAUUGUGUGAUUUUUAACAAUUUUUAAAGAACACAUUCCAAACUUGUUUUUGUAUUAGAUUGGUCUUAUGUAACACUACAUUAAUUAACGUUGAAUAAACUGAUAGUUGAUUACUGAAAUUCUAACAUAAUAGCUAGUUUUUUUAUAAUUGUAUUUUAUGAUAUAUUGUAUUAUAGUAAACAUUUUAUAGAUAAG
This is a messenger RNA of Homalodisca vitripennis (glassy-winged sharpshooter), 2382 nucleotides long. It is a transcript of the gene Ykt6, whose product is annotated as synaptobrevin homolog YKT6. Gene Ontology annotation, biological process: endoplasmic reticulum to Golgi vesicle-mediated transport. Bases 318 to 920 code for a protein of 200 amino acids. The transcript is spliced from 3 exons. Gene Ontology annotation, cellular component: Golgi apparatus. Lineage: Eukaryota; Metazoa; Arthropoda; Insecta; Hemiptera; Cicadellidae. The record is from RefSeq and is a predicted model, not a curated record. Gene Ontology annotation, molecular function: SNAP receptor activity.